Messenger RNA from Raphanus sativus (radish), 1716 nucleotides. Its product is annotated as 5'-adenylylsulfate reductase 3, chloroplastic. Gene Ontology annotation, molecular function: phosphoadenylyl-sulfate reductase (thioredoxin) activity. The record is from RefSeq and is a predicted model, not a curated record. The transcript is spliced from 3 exons. Bases 118 to 1500 code for a protein of 460 amino acids. NCBI's taxonomy places the organism in Eukaryota, Viridiplantae, Streptophyta, Magnoliopsida, Brassicales, Brassicaceae.
AUUAAUCCCAAAUUUGUUCAGACAGAUAGAUCUCAAACCAAACAAACAAACACUUAGAUCGUACAAUUGUCUGAAGAAAAAAAAACAUAAAAAUUUGUUUAUUUGUUUUUGUGUGAAAUGGCACUAGCAAUCAACGUUUCUUCAUCGUCUUCUCCGAUCUCAACCUCUAGCUUCCCUUCUUCAGACCUCAAAACUCCACAAAUCGGUUCGUUGAGGUUAUCGGAUCGAAUCAAUGUCUCAUCAGCGUCUAUGAGUCUAUCCUCCGGGAAACGAUCCUCCGUAAAAUCUCUGAACGUGCAGUCGAUCACAAAGGAAGCCAUGGUUGCUUCUGAGGUUACUACAGAGAAAGAAGUAGAUGUGGUGGAAGUGGAAGACUUUGAGGAGCUAGCAAAGAAGCUAGAGACUGCUUCUCCUCUUGAAAUCAUGGACAAGGCUCUUGAAAAAUUCGGAAACGACAUUGCAAUUGCCUUUAGUGGAGCUGAAGAUGUUGCUCUGAUCGAGUAUGCUCAUUUAACAGGAAGACCGUACAGGGUAUUCAGUUUAGACACAGGGAGAUUGAAUCCCGAAACGUACAGACUCUUCGACACGGUGGAGAAACACUACGGUAUUCGAAUAGAGUACAUGUUCCCCGAUGCUGUCGAGGUACAAGCUUUGGUUAGAAACAAAGGUUUGUUCUCUUUCUACGAAGACGGUCACCAGGAGUGUUGCCGUAUCAGAAAAGUGAGACCGUUGAGGCGUGCUUUGAAAGGUUUACGCGCUUGGAUCACCGGACAGAGAAAAGAUCAAUCGCCGGGAACGAGGUCGGAGAUCCCCGUCGUUCAGGUCGAUCCGGUGUUCGAAGGACUAGAGGGUGGAGCUGGGAGUUUGGUGAAGUGGAACCCGGUUGCGAACGUUGAAGGGAACGAUGUUUGGAGCUUCUUGAGGACGAUGGAUGUUCCGGUGAACACGCUGCAUGCUGCGGGGUAUGUUUCGAUAGGGUGUGAGCCUUGCACGAGGGCGGUUUUGCCAGGUCAGCACGAGAGGGAAGGGAGGUGGUGGUGGGAGGACGCUAAGGCGAAAGAGUGUGGGCUUCACAAAGGGAACAUCAAAGAGAGUAGCAACGGAGACGAAGCUGCUAAUGUCAAUGGAACAACAGUCGAGGAUAUUUUCAGAAGCGAGAAUGUUGUGAGCUUGAGCAGGCAAGGGAUUGAGAAUCUGAUGAAGCUGGAGAACCGUAAAGAGGCGUGGAUCGUUGUGCUUUACGCGCCUUGGUGCCCGUUUUGCCAAGCGAUGGAGGCUUCGUUCGAUGAGUUGGCGGAUAAGUUGAGGGGAGGAGAUGGUGUGAAGGUGGCUAAGUUUAGAGCUGAUGGUGACCAGAAGGAGUUUGCUAAAAGCGAGUUGCAGCUUGGGAGCUUUCCGACGAUACUUGUGUUCCCGAAGAACUCUUCGAGACCUAUCAAGUAUCCAUCUGAGAAGAGAGAUGUUGAUUCUUUGACAUCUUUCUUGAAUCUUGUUAGGUGAGAAUCAGUCGACUUCACUGAUGUGAAAGAGAUGAGUUAAAGAACGAACCAUUCAGUCUUGUUCCAGAAUGCUAGAACAGAUGAAGAUCAUGAGAUCCUCUAAUGAAUGUUUAGUUGUGGUUAAAAUGUUUGCUUUUGUGCUUAUAUUUUUGUUUACCAAACUUCUCAGUUUUGUACUCUGUUUGCUUAUAUGUUUAUGUAAACAAGUUUUCCAGCA